Messenger RNA from Colletes gigas, 2993 nucleotides. RefSeq names its product KRR1 small subunit processome component homolog (gene dbe). Gene Ontology annotation, cellular component: nucleolus; small-subunit processome. NCBI's taxonomy places the organism in Eukaryota, Metazoa, Arthropoda, Insecta, Hymenoptera, Colletidae. Bases 354 to 1376 code for a protein of 340 amino acids. The transcript has a single exon. The record is from RefSeq and is a predicted model, not a curated record. Gene Ontology annotation, molecular function: RNA binding.
AUAUUCUUGUUGGUAACUUUGUCGUUAACUUUGAAACUGAUACGAGAGGUCUCUAGUGGCCACGAAUCGUACGACACAUCGUGAAUCUAUUCCACGCGUGGUCUGUGGCGUGUGUGCUAAUUAACAUUAUAACCUACAUUCGAACUCAAAACACUGUUAAGAAUUCACGUGCAACUUUCAUGAAUCGAUUGUUGAAAGCGUGUUCGUAACUAUUGAUCAAGAACGAUAUCAAUGAAGUAAAGAAUAGUAACUUUGUUUGUAAGAAGUGAACAUAACCUAAUGAACAUUCAUCGACGCUUUCUUUCUGUGACUUUGGUGUAAUGAUCGAAGAGUAAAAAGUGCAGACGUGAAAAAUGAGUGACUCUGAUAGAGAAGACGGUCCACAGCAAACAGGACCUGUGGACAAUGCGUGGUCGUUGAAAAUUCCGAACUUUACACCCAAGGACAAUCCUCAUCGUCUGCUGGAAGAGAGUUCGUUUGCGACGUUGUUCCCGAAAUACCGAGAAAAAUACUUGAAAGAACACUGGCCGCUGAUUCAGAAAGCAUUGGAGGAGUAUGCGGUCAAGGCAGAAUUGGAUCUCAUCGAAGGUAGUAUGACAGUCAAAACCACGCGAAAAACGUGGGAUCCUUAUAUUAUUGUCAAAGCUCGCGACAUGAUUAAGCUUCUGUCGCGAUCAGUUCCUUUCGAGCAAGCUACCAGAGUAUUGCAGGAUGACAUUGGUUCGGAUAUCAUAAAAAUAUCUUCGUUGGUUAGAAACAGAGAAAAGUUUGUCAAGCGGCGUCAGAGGCUUAUCGGUCCCAAUGGUUGUACCUUGAAAUCUAUCGAGCUGCUUACAAAUUGUUAUGUACUCGUGCAGGGACAAACGGUGGCUGCGUUAGGUCCUUACAAAGGUCUUCAGCAAGUCAGACGUAUAGUGGAAGAUACUAUGAAAAAUAUCCAUCCAAUUUAUAAUGUUAAGGCAUUAAUGAUUAAAAGAGAGUUGGCAAAAGAUCCAAAAUUAAUGAACGAGAAUUGGGAGAGGUUUCUUCCAAAGUUCAACAGCAAGAACGUCAGUAAACGGAAACAACCUCUGAAGAAGAAGGAGAAGAAACCUUAUACGCCGUUCCCACCGCCACAGCAGGAGAGCAAGAUAGACAAGAUGAUAGCGUCUGGUGAAUACUUCUUGAAGGAGGAACAGAAGAGGGCCAAGAGGAAGAGGGAACAAGACAUCAAGCACGAAGAGGCUGAGAAGAAGAGACAAGAACGUAGAGCACAGGCAUUCGUACCGCCAGAAGAGAAGUCUAAAGAAAGCAAAGAGCAGAAGAACGAUAUAAAUUUAAAUGAAUUUAAGAAGAAAGUUAAAAAAGGAUUGAAAAAACGUAGUGCAAAGUCUUAAAAACUGCUUGAAAAUUGUAAGACUCAUUUUUCGUGACGGAAACACGAUAACUAAAUCCAUACACAAAGUUCUUAAUGAAGAAAGGUACUUGUUGAUACGUGAAUUUUUUUUAUGGGAACGACUCGCGUAUAAAUAUACGGAGUAAUUCCAUUGUUUUAUUAAAAAACAUUUUUUCUAUAAGUACUAUAAUAUCGCAUUCUUAACAUAAAUGUGUAAAUAUAGAUAAGUAUAUACGCAUUGUAUACAUCGUAGAAAUUCAGUGGUUUGCUUUGAUGACAGGUAUUUAGACUCCAAAACCAAGUGUCCGUGUAUUUCUCAGGAUCGUUUUAUUAGCAGAAAUUGUAAAUUCGUUACAAUUUCAAUGUAGUCGAACGUAAAAAAAUGAACAAUCAGUUCUUCGUGCCGAGUCUGCGUGUAUCAAUAUAAUCCCUCGAAAUAAAUAUCAGAUCGUAAGUUGAAAAUAGCUGGCAUUAAACGUACGAUGCUCAAUGUCAAAAUUCAAUAUCACUUCGCCUCGUUUUCGAAACACAUUUCCAAGGAUUACAUUUCUGCGACACGCUAUGCGGGAUGAUUCAGAAGCGUUGUCCGAAAAUUUAAUGGGCGCGUUUUACGCGACUCGCGAAUACGAAUUGAAAGGUAAAUUUUGGUCUUGCUAUGGUUUUAAAGCCACAGUGGCUUGCCAGCGGUAAAAAGGUGUAAUCAGAAUGCGUGUAAGUCAUAUGGGGUCGAUGUCGAGACGUAAAAUGCGACUGUAAAUUGUUCGACAUCAUUUUAGAAUCAUCUUUGUAUGGUGUAGUUUUGGAACAGCGCGCUUCAGAAUGCGAGGCCUUGUCUCAACGAAUAUAAAAUUAACCAAGAACCGAACGCGUCGUACGAGAGAGACUGGAAAAUGUUCGUUUCAAUGUACAAGUGAAUUUCUUAUUUUAUUCGCGUCCAGCAGAAAUUAGUCCCCGUCUCUCUGACACGCGUAUCAAAACAUCGAACGGGUUACUCUGCUACCUUAACGUUAGGUUUGAAUCGCUCGUUAUCUUACAGCUUACAGAUUCAUGGAAGUACGACGUUUCGUUAUCUUAUACUUAGAUCGUAAACAUAUUAUUUACAGUUAUUACGCGGUUAAUGGUUGUCUCGUUACUCGCGAAGCACGCAACGAAAGCGAUGAACGAGAAAAGUGUUCGCGUUGACGACGAAGAAAGUGCUACUCGGAGACGCAUUAGGACGGGAGAGAAAGAGAGAGAGAGUUAAUUAAUCGAGUACGUAGAAGUAUUUACAGCGCAUCGAUUCGCAAGUCGUUCGGGUAGUUACUGAAUUAAAAGCGCCGCGAUUCGAUCGAAAUUAUUUGGUCGUUCAUGGUCAGCGAGGAGUUAUGAUUUCGUUAGAACCACCUUUUUCUGUUUCUCGAACAGAGAGGCAAGCUACCCUCUAGCAGGAAUUUCGUCUGGGUUGAGCAACAAACUGAUUUCGAUCCAAUUGCAGCGCGUCGAAUUAAAAUUUCGGGAUGAGACGAUAUUUGCCUAAAAUCGUUUUCAAUAGGCGAGGCAGAUCAACGUGCGAUGGUAUUCGUAGAAUGAACACAUAUGGGGCGAUUGCUCGUGUAAGAAAACACUUCACGUGUCGAUA